Acanthopagrus latus (yellowfin seabream) is the source of this 3854-nucleotide messenger RNA. It is a transcript of the gene slc13a5b, whose product is annotated as solute carrier family 13 member 5b. The coding region runs from base 58 to 1815 and encodes 585 amino acids. Lineage: Eukaryota; Metazoa; Chordata; Actinopteri; Spariformes; Sparidae. The record is from RefSeq and is a predicted model, not a curated record. The transcript is spliced from 12 exons. Gene Ontology annotation, molecular function: citrate transmembrane transporter activity; sodium:dicarboxylate symporter activity; succinate transmembrane transporter activity. Gene Ontology annotation, biological process: citrate transport; monoatomic anion transmembrane transport. Gene Ontology annotation, cellular component: membrane.
GCCUCAAAAAGCGCGAUCCACGGUGCGAAAGCCUCCUUUUCUCCGUUUUCCUCCAGGAUGGCAUUCUUCAAAUAUCUCCGCUCUGUUAAGAAUGAGCUUAUCCUCUUCUCAGCUCCGCUUCUUCUUCUUCCACUGCCUCUGGUGAUCGGGACCUCGGAGGCAGAAUGCGCCUAUGUGAUCAUCCUGAUGGCGGUUUACUGGUGCACCGAGGUCCUGCCGCUGGCCGUGACGGCUCUCCUCCCGGCCCUCCUUUUCCCCUUGUUUGGCAUCAUGCAGUCCAAAGACGUGUGCAUGCAGUACCUGAAGGACACCAACCUGUUGUUUGUGGGGGGACUGAUGGUGGCAGUCGCCGUGGAGCACUGGAACCUGCACAAGCGCAUCGCCUUGAGGGUGCUGCUCUUAGUCGGCGUGCGUCCAGCGCUUUUGAUGUUGGGUUUCAUGGGUGUGACAGCCUUCCUGUCCAUGUGGAUCAGUAACACGGCAACCACGGCCAUGAUGGUGCCCAUUGUCCAAGCAGUGCUGGAGCAGCUCAACAACACUGAGGGGGAGAUACCGCAGAUCCUCAGCUCGGACGAGGAGGUCCAGACGUCAGACGCUGACAGCAAACAGCCUCCACAGACAGAGAAACAGAGUGACGGACAAGGCUCGACGGUGGUGACUUUCUUAGAUGCCACAGUGGAGGCUACAAGGCUUAAUGAGGCAGCAGAGAGGCGGAAAAUGUGUAAAGGAAUGACCCUGUGUGUUUGUUACGCUGCCAGCAUUGGAGGAACUGCCACACUGACAGGAACCGGCCCCAAUCUGGUGCUCAUGGGCCAGAUGAACCAACUCUUCCCUCAAAACGGAGAUGUGAUUAACUUUGCCUCCUGGUUUGGCUUUGCUUUCCCCAACAUGAUCCUCAUGCUCACGCUGGCCUGGCUUUGGCUGCAGUUUGUCUUCAUGGGAUUCAACUUCAAGAAGACCUGGGGCUGUGGGGCCGUGAAGACAGAGAAGGACAUCGCCGCCUAUAACGUGAUCCGUGAGCAGCAUCGUUUGCUGGGGCCCAUGUCGUUUGGAGAGAUAAAUGUCCUAGCUCUCUUCAUUCUGCUGGUGGUGUUGUGGUUCUCAAGGGACCCCGGGUUCGUCCACGGCUGGGCCACAGAGAUCUUCAACUCCCAAGCAGAGUACGUGACAGACGCCACAGUGGCAAUCUUCAUUGCCGUCCUUCUCUUUGUUCUGCCCUCUAAACCCCCACGUUUCUGUCUGAGGAGGACUCAGAGUUUUGACACAGCACCCCAUCAAGCUGCUGGCCCAACUCCACCUCUGCUCACCUGGAAAGUUGCCCAAAAGAAGUUACCUUGGGGCAUUGUGCUUCUUCUUGGAGGAGGUUUUGCUUUGGCCAAAGGCAGUGAGGAAUCAGGACUCUCAAAGUGGAUGGGAGAUCAAAUGACUCCACUGCAAAACAUCCCUCCCUGGGCAAUUGCUAUCAUCUUAUGCCUGCUGAUUGCUACCUUCACCGAGUGCACCAGUAAUGUGGCCACUGCGACGCUCUUCCUACCUGUCUUAGCUUCAAUGUCUCAGUCCAUUGGGAUCAAUCCACUGUACGUCAUGGUGCCUUGUACACUGAGUGCCUCUUUUGCCUUCAUGCUGCCUGUUGCAACGCCUCCAAACGCUAUAGUCUUCUCAUACGGGUACCUCAAAGUUGCUGACAUGGCCAGGACAGGAAUAGUCAUGAACAUCAUUGGCAUCCUUUGUAUAACACUGGCCAUCAACAGCUGGGGCAAGGCCAUGUUUGACCUGAGCACCUUCCCAAGCUGGGCUAACGCCACCGGGGUGUGAGCAUGGUUCUGCCACAGAAGAUGAUCCAUGCACACCCUGCCCUCCUUAUCCACAGGUGCCAGACAAAGACCUCUGGUCAGAGCAUAAGCACAGGACCAUGCGCUGGACCGCAUGCAUCCGACUGCUGCUAAGAACACAAGCCCCUCAAGGCUUGUUUUCAUUGACACCCGAGUCUUGCUUGGAAAAGAAAGUGGUGAUCUACAUGAUUGGGAGAGGAGAAGUUGAAAAAUCAAAAUCUUUCUGUUUUAUUAGCAUUGUAUAGUAAUGACGUUACACUUCAAAUUAUUUAUAUCUUCAAAUAGAGAGACUUUAUAAUACUCCCAAGCAGCCAAUUCUAGGAAAAACAUUCAAGUCCACUCUUUUUGAACAAAGUAAAUCACAGGAAGCGCUAUUCAAGCGUGCUGAGUUAUUAGAAUUUUUUUACGAAGUUAUAUGUAGCCAUAUCUUAUUAGCAAUGAGAUGUAAGGUAUAACAAACAUAAUGUGAUGCACUUCAGUACAUUUUUAAGGUACUUUACUUCUUCCACCUCUGCUUUUAAUCCACUACAUUUCAGGAGGGAAAUAUUGUCCUCUUUGCUCGACUACAUUUAUUUAAUAGCUGUAGUUUCUAGUUACUUUUCAUAUUAAGAUAAUAAGUAUGUAUGGUUAUAGAUUAAAUGAUCCAACCGCAUACAAAUUAGCCCCAUUCCAACCACUUAAUUUCACGUCUGUAAAAUAGUAAUCCAAUAACAUUUCCUGUAACACAAAAGCAUCUCAGCUUCCUGAAGAGUACAUUUACUAUGUAUACAUUCUUGUGUCAAAAGCUGUACUCAGAAGUUUGGUUUUAAAACACUUUAAAAAAGAACUAAUAUGAUCCCCCUUAUGUCAAAGACUUAAAAGUUAGCAUUCUAACCAGCUAACCUCAGCUCUGUUUUAUCACAUAAUGUCACUUUGCACCAGAAAGAUGCUAUAGUUUGAUAACCCCAAACAUAUAGGAACAAAUGAAACCUUCAAAUGCCAAGAAAUGAAAUAUUCUGUUCCUUACUUAACCGUAAAAGAAAAAAAAAAUAACCAUUCAUCUUCUGAAUUCAAGUUUUUCUCAUUAAUGGAACUAAGAUGAUCUUAAUUGCCUUAUAAACUCACUGUUAAACACACGUCAUUCAAACUUGACAUGAACAAAAUAAAACUCACUGACAGUCUUGGUUUGUCUUUCCACAAUCGCAGAGCUGAUGUAAAUCGCUUCUGUACUGUAGCCCCUGUCCUCAAACUGACCUGUUGACGAUCUUGAAAGGCUGUGUUCAGUCCCAGUUCAUUGUCCAGCACUGUUCAAUCUCAGGCUGCUUAACCUUGUUGAGCUGAGCCCCAUCGCCAGUUAGGACUUCCCCUGAAAUCUGAGAUCCUGGUCUAGGCAAACUCUAGGUCAACUGGCUCCACAGACAACUGAACCAUGAGCUAAUUAGUUAACGGCAGUUAGCUACCUACAAAGAUAGCUAGCAAAGAGCAGCAGUUGUUGUUGGUUGCACCACAUUUUUGGAGCCACCUCCAGAUUCUUGCCAUAUUUUACAAAUAACACCUUUAAGUAAAUUUAAUGCAAAUCUUUUGAUCAACUGUUUUUUUUUUACAUUGUGUUGUUGCUACUUCUGUUAAAAAAAAAAAAAAAAAAAAAAAAAAAAAAAAUCUAAAUUCUUCUUCCACCACUGCUAUCCAGGGCUGGACACCUUUUUUGUAUGCACGUGACAAAGGCUGUUUUGCAGGUUUGCCCUUUUGGUAUUAAUAGAUAGGACUAACAAGUGCAGUACAGCUGACCCUUGACAACAAGUAAAGAAAUACUUCCACUCCCUUGAGCGACCCCUGUAUUGACAUAUAUAUUGAUGUAUCAGGAGUUGUUCCAGUACCAGUUGACCUUUGAAAUGUAUUGUCACUUCAAAACAACAAACCUAUGUGCCUUGACUUAUUGUACUGUAAACACAUUUUGAUCAAUACAUUUUAUGCUGACUUACGAAAUGUCUCACUCCAAUAAUGAAUUCUGUCUGAAUUGUAAUAAAGUGAUAUUUAAGAACC